This is a messenger RNA of Cyclopterus lumpus (lumpfish), 5771 nucleotides long. RefSeq names its product rhomboid, veinlet-like 1 (Drosophila) (gene rhbdl1). The transcript is spliced from 8 exons. NCBI's taxonomy places the organism in Eukaryota, Metazoa, Chordata, Actinopteri, Perciformes, Cyclopteridae. Gene Ontology annotation, cellular component: membrane. The record is from RefSeq and is a predicted model, not a curated record. Gene Ontology annotation, molecular function: serine-type endopeptidase activity. The coding region runs from base 1 to 1140 and encodes 379 amino acids.
AUGGAUAGAAGCUCCCUGUUUCAGCUCAUACAAGAGCAGUGUGGGCUGUUGUUUUUCCAGCUGGACCCAGACAACACCGGUUUCAUCGCAGUGGAGAACUUCACCAGCUUGGUGGAGCACCAUGAGCUGCAGCUGGACCCGUCCAAACUGGACAUGCUGCUAGCCCUGGUCCAUAGCAAUGAAGAGGGACAGGUGUGCUACCAGGAGCUCAUCGAGCUGAUGAGCAGUAAACGCUCCAGCAGCUUCCGACGGGCCAUUGCUAAUGGCCGCCGCACGCUGCAAAGGGAGAUCCUGCUGGAUGAGACGGGACUGGGUCUGUACAAACGUUUUGUUCGCUAUGUGGCUUACGAGAUCCUGCCCUGCGAGACAGACCGACGCUGGUACUUCCACCAGAACCGCCUGUGUCCCCCACCUGUCUUCAUCGCCAUCGUCACCAUCGUCCAGAUUAUCGUGUUCAUGUGCUACGGCAUCAUGCUAAACAAGUGGGUACUGCAGACAUAUCAGCCCGACUUCAUGAAGAGCCCCCUAGUCUACCAUCCGGGCCACCGUGCACAAGUGUGGCGCUUCUUCAGCUACAUGUUCAUGCACGUCGGUUUAGAGCAGCUCGGGUUCAAUGCUUUACUGCAGCUGAUGAUUGGUGUUCCUUUGGAGAUGGUCCAUGGCAUCUUACGAAUAAGUCUGCUUUACAUGGCAGGAGUGCUGGCCGGCUCGCUGACAGUGUCCAUCACCGACAUGCGUGCUCCAGUGGUGGGGGGCUCCGGAGGGGUCUACGCUCUGUGCUCAGCGCAUCUGGCCAACGUUGUCAUGAACUGGGCCGGGAUGCGUUGUCCAUACAAGCUGCUCCGCAUGAUCCUGGCGCUGGUUUGCAUGAGUUCAGAGGUGGGUCGUGCAGUCUGGCUUCGCUUCUCACCGCAGCUGCCAUCCUCGGGGCCCCAGCCCAGCUUCAUGGCACACCUAUCGGGGGCUGUGGUCGGUAUCAGCAUGGGGCUUUUGAUUCUGCGCAGCUACGAGGAGAGUCUGCAGAAACAGUGCUCCUGGUGGGUCAUUGUCUUCUCCUUCAUCACCUUUCUCCUCUUCGCCAUCUUCUGGAACAUCUUUGCAUAUGAGCUGCUGGGGGUGCAGAUACCGCCUCCUCCCUGAUGAAGGCCCCCCCCCCACAGGCCGCCCUCCACAUACACACUGACCCCAUCCUUGCUCCAAACAAAGGUUCCCCUUUGACCAUAGUUAGCAUUUCCUCUCAAGUUAGCCUGAAAUGAAAUGAUAUGAAAUCAUUCAAAACUAAAAUCAACCAAUAAUCCUUUUUUACAGAUACUCUGCAAAUCAAAGAAGUAUGUCUCUUUUAUUAAAGAGGGAUUAUAGUAGCAACAUGUACAGGUGAAAGUCCCUCAGAUCCAUUUUGAAGAGCAUUCUAUCUUUUUAUAUAUACGUUGAAAACUCAUCCACAUUACCAGCACUAAACUUUGAGUGAACAUUUUUCACCAAUGUUCGUUCAGCAUUUCUUUAAUUUUAUUUACGGAAAGAAGAAUCUGAGCUGAUUUAUGCUGAUUGGCGUGACAAUGCUGAUUACACGAUGAGAAAAGUUCUGUCUUUCAUGAAGGUCAGAAAUCAGGAUCAGCUGCAGCUACGCCCCUUAAACUUUGUUUGUAGCACUUGCCUGAAUCUGAGAUAUUUGGCUGUGCUACAAAUCAGAGAUGCAACUGCUUUAAAAGAACUAAAGGAGUUUUUUGGGAAGAGCACAUUUAUUUCUGGCAGCAAUCAACAAAUACAGAAGCACCAAUGAAGUGUGAUUGCUGAUAUGAAUUUUUGAAUUCACAACCCUGCUGCAACUCACAGGGAGUGUGACUUGAUCCUGAAUUGCCGACACUGAUUGAAAACAAAAAAACAACUGCCAGAGCUUUUUGUUUAAAUUAAGCUGCUAAGCAGGACCUCCUGCCCGAUUAUAAAACAUCAGUCAACAUUCUUUGCAGCGCAACAGGCUUUCGCAGAGCAGUUAUAGGAAAUAUGGAGUAAAAGGUUUUAAAGAUUUGUGUGGAUUCUGUCAUCCUCAAGGAGUACCUUCAGGUUAGAGGCAUUACUGUCAUUUUCAUUUCAUGGGGUCUUAGCAAAUUAGAAGACAUCUGUUUUUUAACGUUAUUUACAAGACAUAAUACCUACACUGUGGAUACAGACUCAUAGUUCACACAACAUAGACAAAACAUGAAGAUGGGAAAUGCCCGGCGUGGCAGGAGAAAAAAGAAAACGAAAAAGAAGCUCAUGAGUAAGGGGUCACUGAAGUUUCCUGGAUGGUCAUUACUUUAGAGAGUGAACUCCUCUUGUUGCUGGGUCAAACUAACCACCAAUUUACUCAGCGCGCCAUGUAAAAUAUGCCAUGUCAUGCUCUGUGACUCACUGCGAGAAAGGACACACACACACACGCACACACACACUUCUCCUUUUGUCUUUGAGAGCAGCCACUGUCUGAUUCAGUAGGUUGAUGAGGACGAACCGAAGAGAAGAACAACACACACACACACACACACACACACACACACACACACACACACACACACAUGCAUACUGGCCUCUGCCUGUUCUCGCUCUGACAGACUGAACUGGGGAGGGCAAGGAUGUGUCAUCACCUGACCUCUGACCUUUGUGUCCCAAAGGGCAUUGGGGUCUCUCUGUCAGGCCCAGUCUAUACCUCAGCUUCUCAUUCUUAGGGACUGUAUACUUUUGUAAAGGAAUGUACCUACAAGUGUUAUUAAGUUGUCCCCUUUUUUCAUUUGAUAAUGGAUGUGUAUAAUGUAUGUUCAUAACCAAGAGUAUACUUAUUUGUAUUUGUUUCCUCUUUGAGAGGGAAGAGAGAAAAGUUUCAAAUGGUGAAAAGUUAAUGCUAUGAUUGUUGUUCUUCUGAUAACUCCUGAUAGGCUUUGAUCCUCUGAGAAAUAGUCUAUGUGGCAGAAUCCCUGUUUGUCAGAUGACCACCGAUGACUCAAGCUUGAUUUUAUAAAUCUGUAGUGCUUUACAAAAUAAGCCAUAGUAAGAACUAAUUGGAGAGGGUAAAAGAAGAAGAGGAUGAUGUGUGUUGGUACAGUAGCUACAGUGAAAUGUGUUUUUUUUGUGUGAUCAAACAUCAUUUCGGCAUUGUGAAUAUUCAACAAGUGAGGUGAAAGAAGACAAACUGUGCAAGUACGAGCCUGUGAAACUCUGGACUGUUUGAGAUAUUUUCAUGUAGCGAGAUUCAUUUUACAACUUGUUCGCCAACUUGUUUGUAGUCAUUGCAGCUUAAUUUUAAAUGUUGCCCACAUUUCCAAACUCUCCCCUGCAGCACGCAGACACCUCGCUGCAGCGUUUCUUUUGUAAAUAACAAAUUAUGGACGGAGCUUCUGUCCUAUAUUAUCUCCAGAGUGAUUCAAGCUUUUUGGAGAGCUGAGGCGAGGAUAGCAAUUACUCUUACUCAUGCUUCGUUCAAUUUUUCAGUCUUUCGAUCAAUAAUUCAUUUGAAAGUCUACUGCCUGCCUGGGGGAAAAAUUUUUAUGCAUUUACCAAUUUUGAUAGUUGGUCAUAAAUACAGUCCUCAGCAUUUGCUUCCACGUGAAACUGUGAGAAGUAACAGAAGACUCUGUGUUAAAUGAGAAAAUCCUUGUGAUAUAGCCAGGAAAAAUACAUUUAAAGAUGCAUAAAAAAAGAAAAAGAAAAGAUCAGCCAAUACAUAUAUGGAACCUUGAUAGAAAUUAUUUUGCAUACUUGGAAAUAGUAUUGCUUGGUAUAGCAACGAUGAAUAAUGCAUACACACACUGUUAGCCUAUAAUGAAGAUAAAGAGGAUGCCUAAGAGGAGGUUAAUGUGCCCUUUUAACUGAAAAAUUCAUAGGAACCCAAAAGGGUUGUAAAAAGGGCUAGUAAAUGGCUGUUUUUGUAGAACACAUUAACUGUGAAUAUUACCCCUCCUGGAAGUACAUGCAGGAUGAAAAUCAAAGGCGUUUGACUUCUUGUUGCCCCGCAAAAGAUACUCAACUAUGUACUCUUCAUACAAAGUGAAAUAGCCAGUGUUUGGUUUCUUAUUAAAUAUCUUCUGAAAAAAAGCAGACUAUAGUAUCAUAAACAGAAGACAAAAUGAGCAGUGUGUUAAUCUUAAAUAACCAGGGGAAGGGGAAACUUUUCAGGAGUAGUUUGUUUAUGUCUCUGUAAGCCAAAUCUCCCAGUACCAACACCUCCUAAAAAUAUGACACCUCCUGUCUGAUGAACGCCUUUUCCUGCUCUCAGACAGCAUCCUAAAGGAAAUGAGGAAUUGAGGCCUGACUCACAUCAUCUGGCCUGACAGUAUGUGACGGUUUAUGGUUUGUGAGGCAUGGCGGGACAGCAGAAAUAUCGGUGUUGGCACUCUUCAUAAAACCUCAGCAGCAUACGUGGAUGUCACAACACCUCCAGUGUCAGGAUGAUGCAUGACUGUUGCGGUAAUACACUGGAGCCCAAAGCUAGAACGUAAACAGGAUAUCUUCCUUCAAUAAGUGGAUCUGACAGGCUGCAUGAUGUUAAUUUAAUUGCUGUCUUUUGAGUGACAUUUGUUUUCAACAGUAUAAGAAAGGCACGGCGAGAGAUGGCAUGAGCUGAAUAGGAGCAGACUAUCAUGUGAUCCAUCACUUUGUGUAAUCCACAUGCCCCCUCUUGAUUGGUUUCUAUACAGCCAUGACUGCGAUACGAGGUGAUGUUAAAAGGUCAGUGCCAACUCAUCCGAGUGUCGUUUAUACAUGAACCCUGGUUGGUGUGACUACACACACGCUACUGUUCAUUUCUGUGCUCUUCUGAUUCAAGAAUGCAACAUACUUGACAUUUUUCUGCCGUUUCUUAUUUCCUGUUCCUGUAUUUUGUCAUAUGCAGGCUUUUCUUUUCGCACUUAUUACGAUGUAGUUAACUGACAUGUUGCCAUGUGCCAUAUUCUCUACUGCCAUAAACAUUAUUUGAUGCUUUUUUACCUCCCUAUGCCAAUCCAUUGUGCUGGUAUGCCCAAUGCCUUGUUAUCGUAUAUGCGCCCAAUACUAAGCACCGGGCAGAAAGGUUGCUUUGCAGUCAGCUGUGUGGUGUAUUAUUUUACAUGAUCAUGCACAGAAUCCAUAAGUGACAUUGAUAUUGUUAAUAUAUACAGUAGCUGCUCAGAACUGCUGCUCACCAACAAGCUAGCCAGGUUGCCUUUUCUUAGUGUUUAAUGCAACUUGGAUAUGUAUCUCACUGCGGGGACUUUGCAGGUAAAGCAGGCUACUGUAGCUCCAGAGAUGGAAUUGUUCUUACAACAAAGACAUUGAAACCUGAAAUGCUGGUUUAGGGUUUCAAGGCCCCCAAUUGUACAGACGUUUGGCUUUAGUUCUCAAAAUAUCCUGGAUGUUGAUGCAUUAAAGAUGUUUACUUUGGUCAGUUUUUAGGAUAAAUUAUCUGGUUUGGAACGGAGAACAUUGCUAAAGUCUUGGUUUCCCAUUUUCUAGCUUUGUUACGGAUACUUUUCAUGUUCAUGUUCCCAAAAACUGCCUGAGCCACUCUGUCAUGCAAAUAUUAACAGGAAGUUUCCUAAAAUGAAUCGUUUCCCUCUGAAGGUUUAAAAUUAUAAAAAGUCAUGUGUGCUGCUGUUGUAGUUUUUCAUGAGCUGCUUACUUGUAUUGAUAAAAAUGGUGCCAAGCUUACGAGGUUCAAUCUCUCAGACUAGACAAGAGGUUGUACCAACACAGCGUUUACAAAAAGAAAAAGCAGAAGCUAUUUUUCUCUGUCAUCAGGAAAACAAUUUACAUAUGGAUAAUUUAUA